Molecule: messenger RNA, 2361 nt
Organism: Rhopalosiphum maidis (corn leaf aphid)
Lineage: Eukaryota; Metazoa; Arthropoda; Insecta; Hemiptera; Aphididae
Product: probable E3 ubiquitin-protein ligase RNF144A
Exons: 6
Coding region: 365-1801 (478 amino acids)
Biological process (GO): positive regulation of proteasomal ubiquitin-dependent protein catabolic process; protein polyubiquitination; ubiquitin-dependent protein catabolic process
Cellular component (GO): ubiquitin ligase complex; cytoplasm
Molecular function (GO): ubiquitin conjugating enzyme binding; ubiquitin protein ligase activity; zinc ion binding
Source: RefSeq, a predicted model, not a curated record
AAAACAAUAAAAAUGUUCUCGUUUUGUAAAAAUUUAUCACCAGUUCUAUUGUGUAUUUUGUGGACAAGAAUUUUCAAUAUCACGUUAUCGAUCGUUCAUAAAAUAAUGACUAAAUGACCUACUAUUAAAGUCGUAACCCAAAUAAUAGGUUGAGACGUUAGUAAACUUGUUUUCAAAGUAAAGGGGGUCACGAAAUUCAACACUAUCAGAUGAUGGUUAAAGUUGAACAACAUUAGGCACACAAUAUUUUUCACCCAAGUGUUAAGAGAUGUAGUUGAAUUUAUUGUUCACGGAAAAUGACAAACAAUCAUCCAUCAGCCCAAACUGAUCGGUCGACGGAUUGGCGGUCACGUCGACCGGCGAUAUGAAGAAGACCGCUGUUACUUAUGAACGUACUCACUCGUUGCGGGAUGACGAUGAAGAUGGUCACGAGAUAAUAUUAGAACGUGAUCCGUUCCGGCGCCCUAAGUCUCACCGUAUCACUGUGCUCUCAGGCCAAAAUGGUUUGGAAGAGAAACCGUCUAAAAGUGAUGUUGAUUUACCAAAAAAAAAUAGACGUAGUUGGGAAAGAGAAGAAGAAGUGCUUCUGAAUAAUGAAUCAUCAAUUGAUGAUGAAGAUGCUGCCAGAAAACUACGAAAAUGGAGCAAAAGUAAAAUAGAUUUAUUAAUGCCCAGUUUACGGUCCCUGGUCACUUUGGCCAGGGGCAAGUCAUCCUCAUCCUCAUCAUUAAAUCAACCAAGUUCAGCAGAAAGUUGGUCACAUUUAGAAUGUGUACGGAAUGAUGAACCAAUCCGUAAAUAUAAUACUAUGGUAACAUUAUCUAAUGUAGUUCUAAAUCGGCCUGUGGGAAUCAAACCAAUAAAUCGAUUACGAGAUACUACUGUAUGUUCAAGAUGUAGUAGUGUUUUGUCUUUGGCUGCAUCUUCAUCUAGAUAUUCAUUAGGAUCAACAUCAAGUUUUGUAACACAUAGAGAUCAACCUAUUGUACUUUGUAAAGUAUGUUUAAACGAAGUUCCUGUAAAAAAUUCUUGGACACUUCAACAAUGUGGCUGCUCCUAUUGUAUUGAAUGUGUGAAAGCAUAUGUAGAUUUUGAAAUCAACCAAGGUGCAUACAAUAUAUCUUGUCCAGAUGCUCAAUGUCCAAAACAAGGCAUAAUCCAGUUAGAAGAAAUAGAAGCAUUGGUCAGCAUUGAUGAAAUUGAAAAACAUCAAAGAUACAGACUUAAUAAGGAAGUGGAAUUGGAUAAAAGUCGAAUGUGGUGUCCAAAACCAGGAUGUGAAACUGUUUGCAAUGUAGGUGAUCGUUCACGACCACAUAGUGUAAUAUGUCCUACCUGUCAAACCGAAUUUUGUUCUGGAUGUCGAGCAACAUGGCAUCCUGGAAAACCAUGUCCUCCUCCAACUACACAUGACAUGCCAACAUUCGAUUCAGAUUUAAUUAAAUGCUGUCCCAUGUGUAGUGUACCCAUUGAAAAGGAUGAAGGCUGUGCUCAAAUGUUAUGUAAAAGAUGUAAACAUGUCUUUUGUUGGUAUUGUCUUGCUUCUUUAGAUGAUGAUUUCCUUUUAAGACAUUAUGACAAAGGCCCAUGUAAAAAUAAAUUGGGUCAUUCAAGAGCUUCCGUGAUAUGGCAUCGUACCCAAGUGAUAGGUAUAUUUGCGGGCUUCGGUAUACUGCUACUUGUUGCUAGUCCUUUGUUAUUACUAGCUGCUCCGUGUAUAGUUUGUUGUAAAUGUCGAGUAUGCACUAGUGGAUCAAAAUUAGAUGACCCUGAUGAUGAUAUAAUGGAUGAACCAAAUUGAUCCAAAGAAAACUUAAAUUUCAUUCCAUUGUUAAUGCCAGUGAUCAGAAAUAUUUAAAAUUGUAUUGUACUCGUAUAUAAUAUUUAGUUUUUACAAUGUCGUCCUAUAUCUUAAUUACUUUUUCAAUUUAACUUAUGAGUUUCGACCAAUUAAAUUGUUUUUUAUAUUGAUCUCUAAUGUAAUAUAAUAAACAAUAUUACCCAAAUUAUUGGAUCAUUGUAGUUAAUUUAAUUUUUGUAUGUAUGUAAAAUAUGUAUGUUACAUUCUAUAGAAUUGUUAGAUCUAAUUAUAAUAUAUGUGAUUAGUUAAUGUUAUUAUAUACAUAAUUAUGUAUAUUAUUUAGAUUAAUUUGUUUCCGUUUUAACGCUGUGAUAAUAUUUAAAAAAGUAUAUUUAUGUAUAAAUAAAUAUAUUUUAUUGAAACACAUACCGGUCAACUGUGUGAUCACAAAGAGUGCUGUCUUUAAAUUUGCAUUAUUAAAAUAUUGUGCUUGUAAAAGAAUGUAAUUAAUAUUAUAUCAUAUUUGUUUAAAAAAUAUAUGUUAAUUUUUUUAGACUUAA